Trichophyton benhamiae CBS 112371 is the source of this 993-nucleotide messenger RNA. RefSeq lists its product as uncharacterized. The record is from RefSeq and is a predicted model, not a curated record. Gene Ontology annotation, molecular function: tRNA adenosine(64)-2'-O-ribosylphosphate transferase activity. Lineage: Eukaryota; Fungi; Ascomycota; Eurotiomycetes; Onygenales; Arthrodermataceae. Gene Ontology annotation, cellular component: cytoplasm. Gene Ontology annotation, biological process: charged-tRNA amino acid modification. The transcript has 3 exons. Bases 1 to 993 code for a protein of 330 amino acids.
AUGCCGGAUGCCAUGGGGAAGACAAUACCAAUUUGGUGUGCGGUCAUGAAUAGAACCCUGUUUCCUGACAAGCCUGCCUAUCAUGCAGUUCAGUUUGCACCGGCAUACCUUGGAGAAUCAGAAGAGUCACAAAUUGAAAACAAAAUAGACGGUUUCAUAGAAUCAUUUAGAACGUUAAACUUGGAUAUGGGAAAACUAAAAGAAAGGCUGGGAAAACCUAUCCGCCUGGUCUGGGCUAGCAGGGACUUUUUCUCAGACAAUGACGAGCAUGUCGAUUCACAUUUACUCGUGCUCUGCUCAGCGUCAAGAUGCGUUCGUGGUGCCGAGAUGUCAGAGGGCGGAUAUAUCCAGGGUGCAGGUGAUGACAGUGAGGGAUGGUCCCACGGCCUCACACCUCCCGUAUUUUGGAAACAUAAAGACCAACUCAUGGCAGCUGGAGAAUCGGAGCUUCCUGGCCUUAUUCAAGAGCUCGUUGAAAAGGAAUGCAAACGCAGUGGUGUCGGUGAUGAUGAUGCGUCAUCUUUUGAUCUGGUCAUUGAUUGUGCUGGAAGGGUCGAUUCCAGUCAGUCGGGAUCACCACAAUCAACAAAAUGGCUGAAUCUGGGCUGUCCCUCAGGGAAGUUGGGAAGUCGGCAGCUUAGAAAGGUUCUAGCAGGUGCUGAAAGCUUUGUGUCCCGCCAUUUAACUGGCGAUCCCUCUCUUUCCCUCCUCAUAAUGUGUUCGGAUGGUAAAGAUAUUUCUGUCGGAACCGCAUUGAUGGUUCUUUGUUCCCUCUUCGAUGAUCAAGGUAUCGCCCCCGGAAACAACCUGGCGCGCGUCCAACUAAUAUCUAACUGGUUCACAGGAGCUUAUUGUGGACCCAGAGACAAGUUUGCAAUAAACAAGCAAUUUAUUCGGCAACGUCUGGCAUGGAUAGUCAUGUCAAAGGAGGACAUUAAUCCAUCUAGGUCGACCCUUCAAUCAAUCAAUUCUUAUCUUAUAGAUAAGGUAUAA